Molecule: messenger RNA, 3433 nt
Organism: Sinocyclocheilus grahami
Lineage: Eukaryota; Metazoa; Chordata; Actinopteri; Cypriniformes; Cyprinidae
Product: nucleolar protein 8-like
Exons: 16
Coding region: 22-3042 (1006 amino acids)
Biological process (GO): protein localization to nucleolus
Cellular component (GO): nucleolus
Molecular function (GO): RNA binding
Source: RefSeq, a predicted model, not a curated record
UUGGUUGCAUGAAAUCUGGCCAUGAAACGGUUGUACAUCGGUGGCCUUGGUCACAGAGUGUCUGAGAAGGACCUCAAAGACAGAUUUGGAAAAUUUGGGGAUGUGUCAGAUGUGGAAAUCAUUACGAGGAAAGAUGAGAAUGGAGCUCCUCUGAAAACAUUUGGCUACAUCAACAUAAACAUCACAGAUGCUGAAUAUAAAAGAUGUGUAGGCAUCUUAAAUAAAUCCACAUGGAAAGGUGGAACCUUGCUUAUUCAGUUGGCAAAAGAAAGCUUUCUACAUAAACUUGCUGAGGAACGACAGCAACUGGUUGAAAAGGCCAAGGCACCAAAGAUCAUCCCUCAGGAGAAAUUAGUGGAUUCGUUUAAAGUGGCCGGCAUUGAGAAUUUCCACAUGAAAGCUGCCGUUCCAGGAACUGAUAUUCCCGGCCAUAAGAAUUGGGUCGUGAGUAAAUUUGGGAGGGUACUUCCUGUCGUGAAUCUGAAGUGUAAAGGAAAGAACAAUGUUUUUAAGUAUGAUCCAUCCAAACACUGCCACAACAUCAAGAGACUGGAGACUGCGGAUGACAUCACAUCAGUGUCCAAGCUGACAUGGGAGAUUAAAGGUGGAGACGAUGAAAUCAGUAAGAAAAGGCGAGGAGAGUUUCCAAAGCAGAAACCGUGUCCCAAAAGAUCCAAAAUAGACUUGAGUUUGUUUCUUAGUAAUUUGGCUCAGAGAAAUGAAAUUAAUGCGGCUGCCACUGGAAACAAAAACAAAGUGGCGAUCCAACAAAAUGGACUCUCUGCUGUAAAGACAGGAAAACAAAAAUCUGUUUGUGUUUUCGACAACGACUCUGACUCUGAAGAUGAAAUCAGAAUGUUGGUUGCUCAAGAACAUUUGAGGAACCCUAAACAAACCUCCACAGAGGAUGACAACGACAACAACCUGGAGGUGGUGGGAGAUGAUUUUGUUGUCAAGUAUAAUGUUUUCUGGGGUGGAAUGGAACAAGAUGACGUGAAAACGUCCCUACUGACUUCAUCAAAAGACGAUGAGGAAUAUGAUUCUGCGGACACUGAUGAAAUACUCACUCGGAGAAAGACCCAAACACAAGUUGAAUCUGCACCUGUUACUCAAGAUUCCCCAACAGAAUCCAGUAAAAACAAGUCUUCAACUGAAUCUGAUGAUGGUAGUGAUGAGGCAUAUGAUGAUGAUGAUGAUGUUAGUGUAGAUUCCUCCAGAUCCUCUAGUAGUGACUCUUCUAGUGAAGAAUCAGAAAACAGCGAGGAAGAAGACAAUGCUAAAGUCCUCACUUCUAAAACAUCUUUAGCGACACAAUUGGCAAGAACCAUCCCAAAAACUGUAAGCUCUAAUAACUCAAUCAAACCCAAGCAGACGAAGACCUCCAGAUCCUCUAGUAGUGACUCUUCUAGUGAAGAAUCAGAAAGCAGCGAGGAAGAAGACAAUGCUAAAGUUCUCACUUCUAAAACGUCUUUAGCGACCCAAUUGGCAAGAACCAUCCCAAAAACUGUAAGCUCUAAUAACUCAAUCAAACCCAAGCAGACGAAGACCUCCAGAUCCUCCAGCAGUGACUCUUCUAGUGAGGAAUCGGAAACUAGUGAUGAUGAGAAGUCCAGAACUCAGACAAAAGAUUCUAAACCUGCCAAUUCGAAGAACGUUCAGGAGAAUGUUGUUUCACAUCAAACAGUUCUUCACUCAACUGUGAUAGAUGCUAAGAAACAACAGCAGGACAACAAGAAACGUCUUGCGGCCCUGGAGCAACGACAGAAAGAAACCGAGCAACAGAGGAAACUCAUUCAAGGUGCUCUUUCUAACGUGGACGCAGUGAAAGCGAACAAAAGCAAACACAUUGUGUUUGAUUCUGAUGAUGAUGAAGAAGAAGAUGAAACCACAAGCAGACCAGAACAACCACCAACAAUCUUGAAAAAAAGCCUCUUCGAGUAUGAUUCAGGAUCUAACGAAGAUCAACUAAUGUCCAUGUUGAAAGAAAAGAAAGAUAUCAAGCCAGGUGGCAGCAAGCUGUUUGACAGUGAAGAUGAGGACGAUGGUUCUGAGGACGAUCGUUUCCAGAUUAAGCCCCAGUUUGAGGGCAAAGCUGGACAGAAGCUCAUGAAGCUGCAGGCCAGAUUCGGAACCGAUUCAAGAUUCCAGGUCGAUUCUAGAUUUCUGGAAAGCGAUGAUGAGUUUGAAGAUCAAGAUGAAGCGGCUCCCGAAAAAGAUGCAGACAAGCAACUUCUUGAGGAGAAAAAGAAAAGUCUAGACAUCCUCCAAAGCAUUUUAAACACCAACAUACAACCACAAAACUCCAGAAAGGGCACGAUGUUCAAAGAUGUUUCGAGCCUGCAUUACGACCCGACACAAGAAGAACACGCUGCUUUUGAGGCCAAGACAGAGGAACCGAAGAAAGAGAGUAAAGCGGCGCGACGAAAGAAACGCAUAGAGGCUGAAAAACUCCCUGAAGUUUCUAAGGACGUUUACUUUGACAUCUCGGUGGAUUUGAAGGAGGUCUUUGGGACGUCUAAAGAAAACCAGGACGAGAAGGAAACGGUUUCAUGGGAUAAAGAGACAGAAGAUACUGAAGAUAUAAUGAAACACAUGGAGGUUUCCUUCACUUCUAAUGUGGAAGCAAAAGAAGAUGCUUCAGGUGGAUUCAAGUUCUCCUUCUUUGGUGAAGACACCGCUGCGGAGACGACCACCAAAACAGACGAGUACAAAAUAGAGACAGUAAAAGGAGCCAAGUUCUCUUGGCAAGCGGACCCUCGCUUCCAGGACAGCAGUUCAGACGAGGAAGGAGUGGACGAGGUUGAGGAGGACCAAUCCGCUUCCAGCAAAAUCACAGAGGAACCGACAUCAUCAAAAAAUACCUUUUUCUUUUUCUAUCAAAAUGAUGAGCGGUUAAAAGAGGGGCCAGGAAUGUUUUGUAGAAGUGUAAAACUUCAAGACCAGAGGGAAGCCUGGGAACAGAAGAGGACGUCGCUCAGAGAGGAGUGUCGCAAGAAACACAGAGAUGCCAAAAGACGCCAGAGGCCUUCCCUGAAGACCUAAACAAUUUCAAGUAUUCAAAGACAUUUUUUACUCCGAAGAUGACCAGUUUUCAGACAUUUUUGCCGAUUCUGUUUAAUAGAUGUAAUUUAUUAUUCAAAAUCACAGUAUCUAAUGCAUAUUCUCUUUUUUAUGAUUAAAAUGAUUUGAGAGAAUAAAAGCUGGUUUGUACCACUAGAGGGUGGUGUGAUAAUACUUUCAUGACUAUUACAGCUGGCUUUAGUGUUUGUUUUCAUUCCCCACUCACUUUCUCCAAACCACAGGAUCAGCCCACAAAGUUGUUUUCUAGAAAACCUACUCUGUGCUUUUUACGUGUUUGCACGUGCCACAUUAAAGAUCAUUUAGUACAUAUGUUUUGCACAGUAGAUCAUGCCAAUGCUAACUUUUUUUGUUA